CCUACAUCUCCGUCCACACUUGCUCUCUUCUCCCAGCAUGGCCUCCACCGCCAGCGACAGCCCUCCGUUAUCCCCGGCCGCGCCGGCCUCUUCUUUCCUAGACGACCAUCCGAUCUUCCUCGACCCGGGCACCUCCUCCUUCUUCCCCGCGACCACCUCGCGAGAGCCCCUGCCGCCUGCCCGGGGCUCAUCGGCCGCGGCGCGCAAGCCGCCGCGGAAGCGCCCGCGGGCGUCGCGCCGGCCGCCCACCACCGUGCUCACCACCGACACUUCCAACUUCCGCGCCAUGGUGCAGGAAUUCACCGGCAUCCCCGAGCCGGCGCCGUUUGCGCCCCACGGCCCCCACCUCGGCCCCGGCGUGCUCUUCGGCGCCCCCCACCACGCCGCGGCGGGCACGCGCGCGCCCUUCGAGCUGCUGAUGCGCCCGUCGCCUCUCAAGCUCCCCGGUGCGCCCAACGCCUCGCCUCCCGCCGGUUCAUUCGCGCACUCCCUGUUCCCCAACAGCAGCAACCCGCCGGAUCCAGCUGGCUCGAGCUCUGAAUUAUUGUACAGCGGCUUCGCGCCGGCGCUCUCCGGUGCCGUCCCGCGAUACGACGGCGGCUUCGGGGCAGCGGAAGACGAGAGGGUGGGACAUGACCACGGUCUCUUCUCGUCUUUGUUGCACGCCGGGGAUAGGUACCACAGCCACUAG
Panicum virgatum (switchgrass) is the source of this 691-nucleotide messenger RNA. RefSeq names its product VQ motif-containing protein 22-like. The transcript has a single exon. Bases 38 to 691 code for a protein of 217 amino acids. NCBI's taxonomy places the organism in Eukaryota, Viridiplantae, Streptophyta, Magnoliopsida, Poales, Poaceae. The record is from RefSeq and is a predicted model, not a curated record.